Molecule: messenger RNA, 1745 nt
Organism: Gopherus evgoodei (Goodes thornscrub tortoise)
Lineage: Eukaryota; Metazoa; Chordata; Testudines; Testudinidae
Exons: 9
Coding region: 200-1273 (357 amino acids)
Source: RefSeq, a predicted model, not a curated record
UUGUGUAUGAUCUGUUUCAAACAAGACCGUACAUGUGACUUUCUUUUCUUAAACAAUCAAAUCAAUGUGCCUUUGUUACAGAGCACUGCAGAAGAUGGUUGAUAACAAUGGGAGUAAUUGGGAUAAAUUACUUGAACCCAUUUUGUUUUCUUUGUGAACUAAAAUACAUGCAACAACAAAAAUUUCACCUUUCCGACUAAUGUUUUGUGAUGACGCAGUGUUUCCAGAAGAUGUCUUAGAUAAUUACACGGUAAGUGUAUGUUAUUCCCAGCACCUUUCAUGUACAUAUGGCAUUCUGUGUGCCUUCAUUUUACAAAUACAACCACUUCUCCAUUUGUUUACAAAGAUCCCAGAUCUGAAUAUGUUUGGGGAAGAUUUCUGCAAAGAGUACAGCAUGAAUAUGAAAUCGAGACAUGACGCUGACAUUGCGCUGGCCCUAAGUAACAUUGCUAAAGCACAAGAAAAACAACAAAGACAUUAUGCUAAAAGAAAGACUUCUAAAUAUGGGGAAAUAACAUUUGAAGUUGGGGACUCUGUUCUGUUACUGAAUGCUAGACAGAGAAUAAGAAAAGGAGGAGUAUUGGAAUCAAAAUAUCGGGGACCAUACAAAAUUAUGAGUGUUGAAGGUAAGAGAGUGAAAUUACAAACCAUCUCAGGGAAACAGUUAGGAACCAUGUACAGUAUUGCAUACUUAAAACCAGUAAAAGAGCCAACAACAUUAGCUGCUGAAAGCACAUCAGAGGGAAAAACUGGAACUGAAAUUGGAGUUGGUGACACUGAACCAGAAACACCCACGGAAGAGAUUAGAGAAGUGGAUGGCACUGUAUCUCAUGACAGCAAAGUGGAAAACAUAGAGGUCACAGCAAUAGAAAAAGAGGAAUAUAUAGGGCAAGAUGUGUCAAACAAUGAUACAAGUGAUGCUGAUGACAGUUUUGAUGACAUGCUUACAGAGGAAGUGGAAGACAAGCAAUGGCUUCUGAAAGUAAAAUUGGUAAUGACCAGCAAACACACAGAGAGACUGGAGGCCAAAGUGAGAAACUUAAAAUUGUAUGGCUCUUCAUUUCAUUGCCUGAAACCGAGAAGCUGGAUAAGUGAUGAGGUUAUUGAUGCAUUUUUGAGCUGUGUAGUUGAGAAAGCAGAUGGAAAGGUACAAGCCAUCUCAUCAGUAGUUUCCACUGCCAUUCUCUCAGGCAGAGCUACACAAAUGAAAGUGAAGAGUGAAUUACUUCAAAAUGAUAUAUUACUGCUUCCUUACCACACGCCAGGUCAUUAGGUUCUUGCGAAACUUCAUCAAACGAUUAACUAGUAAAUCCUCAUCUGAUUGGCACAGUAAAAUUGUGCAGCAUCCCAGACAAAGUGAUGGCCACAACUGUGGACCACUCAUCUUAAAGUUUGCAGAAACAUAUUUGCCGCACAAAGACAUCAGUACGGUGGAAACAACACAGAAGGCUAAUACUGCGUUUAGAAGACAUAUAGCAAUUCUCUAAUGAAGGAGUCAGAACGCGUGGAGAACUACUGCAUAUACUGCAACCUUAUGGACUGUGAAAAAGAAAGUGAGGAUUGCACGAUGGUCCAGUGUGAUUCUUGCAAGAGGUGGGCACAUAUACCAUGCAUUAGAGAAGGAACCAAUCAAGAAAACCUGACAUAUGAGAAGGAGUACAACUGCAAGACAUGUGCAUAGUUCACUUCAUUACAAAAAAAAAAAAAGGCAAUAAAGAAAACCCAUUGUUUAACUGCCUCUUGUU